CUCUGCAAUUACAAUUAGUAACUUGUCUUCCCUUCUAUCUAUAUAUAUAUACGCACAUACUUUGAGUGGUGGUCACCAAUUUGGCAUAGGCAUGUCUAUCCGAUUCAAAUUUAGAAGGUCCGUGAACUUCGACUCGGUUGACAUCGAAGGUCGUUCUUCGAUAUCCGUUGGCGACCUCAGGUCUAAGAUCGUCCUCCACAAGCACCUCAACAUUUGCCAAGACUUUGAUCUCGUCUUCUCCGAUGCCCUCACCGGCCAUGAGUUCCAUGACGAGAAUUUUCAAUCAUUAAGAGAGUUCCUGCAGGAUCUGUGCCUUCUGCUAUGGCACCCAUCAAUUCAAUUGAGAACUUGGGGGCGAAAGACACCAACCCCGUUAAUCCCAUUGGAUAUUUUCCCUUGAAUUCAGAAAUGGACAACUUUGAUGACUUUGGAGUUGACUUGUGUCCCAUUCCUGAGGCAGCCUUAUCUGACUCUGAUCUUGAAUUUGAUAAGAACUACUGUAUUAGCAAUGAGAAGCCAAAAAAUGCCCUCCCCAGCAGGGUAGGUUGUCAAAUGUUUGAAGCAAGUGACCUUAGUGAGGCUAUUCCUAGAGGUCCUAAUCAUAAUGUCACAGAAAGAAAUACUUCACAGACAAAAGUGGAACUGAAUGGCGAAGAACCCAUGAAACUGGAAAAGAUGGUUGCCAAUUGUCUAGCCGUGCAAAAUGCUGAUUUUCCAUCAGAACUGAAAUGCUCUCUCUGCAACACAUUUUUCAAGGAGGCUGUAAUGAUACCAUGCUGUCAGCAUAGUUUUUGUGAAAAAUGUAUCCGUGCAGUCCUACAGGAGAAGGCAAAGUGUCCCAAAUGUUAUUCUAGCAAAUGUAAGGUUGAAGAUUUGCUAUCAAAUUUAUCUCUUAGGCAAGCAAUAGAGCAUUUCCUCGAGUCUCAAAUCCUUAUGAGUGAUGCAGACAAUGCUUUGCAUAAAUAUGCCCCAGAUGGUGAAUCUGGAAUUCAAGCAAAAGAUUUUUCUUGUGCUGUGACUAUCCUUCAAAGGGAGCCAAACAUGCCACUUUCUCCCUCUGCAACAGAAAAAGGCUCCAAUCAAAUUAUGACAGAAUCUGUUUAUGAGUCGUGAAU
Molecule: messenger RNA, 1115 nt
Organism: Camellia sinensis
Lineage: Eukaryota; Viridiplantae; Streptophyta; Magnoliopsida; Ericales; Theaceae
Source: RefSeq, a predicted model, not a curated record